AUGGAAACUGGAUUAGCUUCGAAAAAAUCAACAUAUCUGAAGAUGUCAGAAGGAUGGGGCAGCUUGCCUCUCCUCCCACUGAGAUGCGUGUUAGAUCAUCUGAGUUUGGAGGAUGCGCUUGCUGCAUUAUCGACUUGCAGGCAUUGGAGAAGUUCCAUUUUGUUGUAUGAAGGACAUAAAGAUACUCUGAAGUUGAGAGUGAAACACCUUGAAAAGAACCUGUUUGUGACCCGCCUGUUCAGGAAGUACGCUAGAAAACUAUACGUCUACAUCGACAACUGUGGGGAAGAUCUGGAAAACUUUAUGAACUUUGUAUUGCCACAAUUUUUUGAUACGCAGAAGUUGCAAGAAUUAGUGUUCAUCGGACCGAGCUACAUACAGAAUCAGCAUGCACCAGUUGCCAAAAUAAAUCGG
Molecule: messenger RNA, 414 nt
Organism: Brenthis ino (lesser marbled fritillary)
Lineage: Eukaryota; Metazoa; Arthropoda; Insecta; Lepidoptera; Nymphalidae
Source: the annotation of a GenBank genome assembly